AAGAAAAGAAAAAAAAGAAAAGAAUUUUAGCAAUGAGAAUGGUAAAAUUGAUAAAUAAGUGAAAAAUUAGUCUUUGAAAUGAUAAUUAGUCGAUAAAUGAUAAUUAAUCAAGGUCAAAUUCAAAUGCAAAAUACGCUAUCGAAAUUCUUGCUUGCUCCGAUGUUUUAUGAGCUGUUUUAAGAAGAACAUUAUUUCUUCCGUCUUCGGCGGCAAGUAAACGUUGUACUUUUAUAAAUAUGAAUGUACUUAUAUUUUGUACUGGCAGUACCUUGCAAAAAUAUAAUACGUUGAACAAUGAGAUUAUAUGUACAUGUACGAUGUGCGUUUCGAAUAAACGUUAUACGAUAGGAAUACUUUUAACUUUGAGAAGCGACUAAAAUCUAUUGAAAUUAAAUGGUGGUUAUGUUGUUUUGUUAAGUCAAAUGUAUAUUGUGACAUUUACUUCGUGUAUUAGUAUAGAAAAGGAAAAAUAAAAUUAUCGUUCUACAACAUGUAUGUAUUUUUUAUUUAAAAAAAAAAAGAAAGUUGGUAUCUUAUUUUGUGUGAUAUCAAACCCAAUGGAGUUCUUAACUCUAUAAUGUACAUUGACUAUGGUUGGCAUGCUGUUGCUUGUAAUAUCAUAGCAGAGGAAAAGACAAGGCCAGUAAAAAGCAAAUAUUCAUAAUUGUGUGAUUGUUAAUAUUCUUUAAAAAAAAAAAGAAAGAAGAAUUGAAAAAUGAGUAAGGCACAUCCACCAGAACUUAAAAAUAAAACUCAAUGGAGGAAGACAUGUCAUUGGGAUUUUACGAGGUUUUGAUCCAUUUAUGAACAUGGUUAUAGAUGAAAGUAUUGAAGAAUGCAAAGAUGGUACAAAAAACAACAUUGGGAUGGUGGUAAUACGUGGAAAUAGUGUAAUAAUGUUAGAAGCUUUGGACAGGAUAUGAAUUGAAAUAUAAAAAGUACAAAAAUAUAAUGUGCAUUCUUAAGGAAAUAAUUAACUUUUUUAAUCACAUACAAUAUUAAUAUCAUAUUUAUUCAAUCUUCAAAAUAUAAUUCAUGAUCAUUAUUUUUCAGUUUAAAAAGAACUAUUUGAAUAAAUGGUUUUGAUAUAAAAUAA
Molecule: messenger RNA, 1096 nt
Organism: Heterotrigona itama
Lineage: Eukaryota; Metazoa; Arthropoda; Insecta; Hymenoptera; Apidae
Source: the annotation of a GenBank genome assembly